AUGAAUAAGAAUGAAAUUUUGAAAAAGAGAAAUUCAAACUUCACUCAUACUGAAGUUGAUUUAUUACAAUCGCUUGUGACCAAGUAUUGGGACCAAUUAGAAAGUAAAAAGUCUGAUACUCAAACUUGGAAACAAAAAAAUGCAUGCUGGGAAAAGUUAACAGAUGAAUUUAACUCACAAAACUCUGUAAUGGAAAAUCUCUCGACUAAUGUUUUAAGGAAAAAAUGGGAAAAUUGCAAAAAAAAUGUUAAAUCAAAAGUAUGCAACGAAAAAAAAUAUGUCAAAGGUACUGGUGGAGGUCCACCUAUUCCAACAACAACUUUUUCUGUAUAUAUUUACUUUUUAUACAAUUUUUAUAAUUAUAAUAAUAAUUAUCUUUUAAAUUUAUUUUUAGAUUUAGAGGCUUCAUCAUGGAUUGAUACAGUACCAGAGAAAAGCAGUUCCCCAGAUGAUGACACUGUAUUGAAAUGGGAUGAUUAUUCGCCGGCACUUUUAAAAAUACCCGUUUCUAAGCCGUUAUUGAUUACUAUACCAUCUGAUAUUUAUUCC
Messenger RNA from Myzus persicae (green peach aphid), 549 nucleotides. RefSeq lists its product as uncharacterized. NCBI's taxonomy places the organism in Eukaryota, Metazoa, Arthropoda, Insecta, Hemiptera, Aphididae. The transcript has 3 exons. The record is from RefSeq and is a predicted model, not a curated record. The annotation marks the transcript as partial.